Messenger RNA from Ananas comosus (pineapple), 1339 nucleotides. Its product is annotated as B-box zinc finger protein 19-like. NCBI's taxonomy places the organism in Eukaryota, Viridiplantae, Streptophyta, Magnoliopsida, Poales, Bromeliaceae. Bases 424 to 1056 code for a protein of 210 amino acids. Gene Ontology annotation, biological process: regulation of DNA-templated transcription; photomorphogenesis. Gene Ontology annotation, cellular component: nucleus. Gene Ontology annotation, molecular function: zinc ion binding. The record is from RefSeq and is a predicted model, not a curated record. The transcript has 5 exons.
CACUUUUCUCACUCUCUCUCUCUCUCUCUCUCACUCACGCGCCCCCAAAAUCCCCAAAAUCCAAACCCUCGCGGAGUCUCCUCCUCCUCCCCUCCCACUCUUCUACAGCCUCUCAUCUCGCGCCAUCCGUACUCUUCUCCGACUCUUCUUGAAUAUUGCCCCACUUAAUUUCCACUCCACCGGGCCCCAAACCCAAACUCACCACACACACCACACAAAAAAAAAAAUAGAAAAAAGAAAAAAAAACCCUACUAUAAAACGCCUUCUCCUCGGCCGCCGCCGCCGCCGCCGCCGCCGCCGCGUUUCCCGUUUCGCUGCGUUUAGUGGAGGGGGAAAAGGGUGGAGGUGGAGGAGGAGGAGGAGAUGGGAGUGGGAGGUGGGCGAUGAGAGAGAGAGAGAGGGAGGAGGUGGAGGGGAGCGGCGAUGCGGACGAUCUGCGAUGUGUGCGAGAGCGCGGCGGCGGUGCUCUUCUGCGCCGCCGACGAGGCUGCGCUGUGCCGGCCCUGCGACGAGAAGGUGCACAUGUGUAACAAGCUUGCUAGUCGACAUGUACGAGUAGGACUUGCCGAUCCCAAUGAAGUUCCUCGCUGUGACAUAUGUGAAAAUGCACCUGCUUUCUUUUAUUGUGAGAUAGAUGGUACUUCACUUUGCCUUCAGUGCGAUAUGAUUGUCCAUGUUGGGGGGAAAAGAACCCAUGGAAGAUACCUCCUUUUGAGGCAAAGAGUUGAGUUUCCAGGAGAUAAAGCAGGACGUAUUGAAGAUCAAUCAAUGCAACCAAAAGACCAAAUUGAGAACAGGAGAGAACACAACCAGGUGCCCAGUACAAUAAUAAGAGAGUCAAUGAUGAAUCACAAGAUGUCUACUGAUCCUGGCUUGGAUGGCAGUAGUAAUGAUCAUGCAAGAAAUGAUUCCAAAAUGAUCGACUUGAACAUGAGGCCUGCUCGAGCUCAUGGGCAGACUUCGAAUACCCAGACACAGGGAGCAGAGUGCAGUAAUAACCACGACUCUCCAGGUGUGGUUCCUUCAGGUCCUAACGAAAGAGGUGCAAGUAAAUAGAAUUUGUAUGUGUGUACAUUAUCUUUAGACCUGCCACUAGAUCUCUAUUGAAUGAAUCAUUCCAGUAAUUGUAUCGUAAUACAUUUCUCUAUCAUGUUGUAUAAGAAGUUUGUACUCCUCGAUCUGUAUAGUUAUGCUUCAUGACCCUUUGAGUGCCAUGCGAACCAUAUCGACACAGAUUGUUGUUGGUUUAAACUGUUCUGCACAAACCAUGUAUAUCAUAUUCUUGUAUUCGAAUUAUCCAUCGUGUUUUUUCAAUUUCAUCAACUGAAUCUCAUUAUAA